Onychomys torridus (southern grasshopper mouse) is the source of this 2142-nucleotide messenger RNA. RefSeq names its product Kell metallo-endopeptidase (Kell blood group) (gene Kel). The coding region runs from base 1 to 2142 and encodes 713 amino acids. Gene Ontology annotation, biological process: protein processing. Gene Ontology annotation, molecular function: metalloendopeptidase activity. The transcript is spliced from 18 exons. Lineage: Eukaryota; Metazoa; Chordata; Mammalia; Rodentia; Cricetidae. Gene Ontology annotation, cellular component: plasma membrane. The record is from RefSeq and is a predicted model, not a curated record.
AUGGGACCUCCCUGGAGCCAGGAGAGUUCUCCAGAAGAGGGGCUUCCCACCGAAUGGAGCAGACCGUGGACAAGAGGCAGACGGGUGCUGAUAGCUGGCCUGCUCUGUGGCCUGCUCCUCGGUUCCUCUGUGCUCUGGGUGUACAUCUUCCGGAACUGUGGUCCUCGCCACUGUGAGACACCUGUGUGUUUGGAUCUCUUGGCCCAUUACCUGGCCUCUGGAAACAGCAGUGUAGACCCCUGCACUGACUUUUUCAGAUUUGUCUGUGAAAAAGCCAAUGGGACCAGCGACUCUUUGCAGGCUCUUACAGAAGAGAACAAGAGCCAGCUGUGGAGACUGUUGGAGACCCCAGGGUCUUGGCACCUAGGAUCUGGGGAGGAGAAAGCCUUCCAAUUUUAUAACUCCUGCAUGGACACAGAUGCCAUUGAAGCUGAAGGAGUAGGUCCCCUCCAACAAAUUAUUGAAGAGCUUGGAGGCUGGCACAUCUCUGGCAACUGGACUUCCUUAGACUUUAACCGAACUCUGAGGCUUCUGAUGAGUCAGUAUGGCCACUUCCCAUUCUUCAGGGCCUAUCUGCGACCUCAUCCAACCCCUCCACACACACCAGUUAUUCAGAUAGACCAGCCGGAGUUUGACAUUCUUCUCCAGAAAGAGCAGGAACAGAAAAUCUAUGCCCAGAUCCUGCGGGAACAGCUGACUUACCUGAAUCGCCUGGGAACUUUGCUGGGAGGUGAUCCACAGAAAGUGCAACAACACGCUGCCUGGUUCAUCUCCUUUACCUCACGGCUCUUCCAGUUUCUGAGGCCUCUAGAGCAGCAGCAGGUCGAAGACAAGCUCUUCCAUGUGGUUACUAUUGAUGAACUGCAGGAAAUGGCCCCUGCCAUCGACUGGCUGUCCUGCUUACAAGCCACAUUCACACCGAUGUCCUUGAGUCCUGCCCAGACCCUUGUGGUCCGUGACCUAGACUACUUGAGAAACAUGUCACAACUGGUAGAAGAGGAGCUGCUGGCAAACAGGGACCUGAUACAGAGCUACAUGAUCUUGGGGCUGGUGGAUACCCUUUCCCCAGCCCUGGACAGUAAAUUCAGGGAAGCACGCAGAGAACUGAGACAGAAACUAUGGGAACUGAAAGAGCGACCACCCCUGCCAGCCUACCCACGAUGGAUGAAGUGUGUGGAAGACACAGGAGACUUCUUUGAGCCUACCCUGGCAGCUCUGUUUGUUCGGGAAGCCUUUGGCCCCAGCAUCCAAAGUGCUGCCAUGGAAUUAUUUGCUGAGAUCAAGGAUGCUGUCAUCCUACGCCUCAAAAAACUUUCCUGGUUAAGUGAGGAGACCCUGAAAGAUGCCCUGAACAAGCUCACCAAACUUCAGGUGGAGAUGGGGGCCCCAAAACAGGCCUUGAAGCCAGGUCUGGCCAAAGAGGAAUAUAGUGAUAUACAGCUUGGUCCCAGUUUCCUUCGGUCUUUCCUGAGCUGUGUCCGAUCCCUCCAGGGCAGGAAAGUCCGGCACUUCUUGCAGCCUUUUCCCCACCACAGGUGGACGGGAUCUCCCUGGGGAGUCCAUGCCUACUAUUCAGUAUCUGACCACGUGGUGGUCUUCCCAGCUGGCCUUCUCCAGCCUCCAUUCUUCCACCCUGGCUACCCCAGAGCCGUGAACUUUGGCGCUGCUGGCAGCAUCAUGGCCCAUGAGCUGUUGCGUAUCUUCUACCAGCUCUUACUCCCUGGGGGCUGCCCAGCCUGUGACACCCAUGUCCUACAGGAAGCACUUCUAUGCCUGGAGCACCAUUAUGCUGCCUUCCCUUUACCCAACAUGUCCCCCUUCAAUGGUUCCCACACACUCCUGGAAAAUGCUGGAGAUAUAGGAGGCCUGGCCAUUGCAUUUCAGGCAUACAGCAAGAGGAUAGUAGAGCACCGUGGGGAGAUGACCCUGCCCAACCAGGACCUCAGCCCCUAUCAACUCUUCUUCCGCAGCUAUGCCCAGGUGAUGUGUAAGGAGCUGAGUUCACAAGACCCUCAGGACACUUACAGCCCUCCCAGCCUUCGAAUCCAUGGACCCCUCAGCAAUACCCCAGCCUUUGCCAAACAUUUUCAUUGUCCACGUGGUACCCUUCUGAACCCCUCUGCCCGCUGCAAACUCUGGUAA